CUGAGAGCAAGACACCAGGCCAGACACCCUCACCCACGGGUGCUGAGCUGGCUGAGGCUGAGGCAGGAGGAGGCUGCACCCAUGGGGUCCCAGCAACCGCCACUGACCACCCUGUACCUGCUGGGGGUGCUGGUCACUUCCUGCCUCGGAGGAGGUUUCAUCAGGGAGAACACAGAGAUCCAGGUGAAGCUAAGUAACUCCAACUCGCAGUGCCAGGGCCGGUUGGAGGUCCACCAACAAAGCCAGUGGUUCUCCGUAUGCAGCCAGAGCUGGGGUUGGAGCUACGAUCACCAGGUGGACGCCGCCGGGAUGGCCGAGCGGCUCUGCAGGCAGCUGCACUGUGGAAAGGCCUCAGGGUUGGCCGUCUUGAUCUUCAACAGCGCAGGGAGCAAAGUCCUCUGCCGCGGACGCCCAGGGUCCUUCUCUAACUGCACCAGCCAAGGGGCAAGCCUGUGCCGCCCUCUGAGCCUGAUAUGCUUAGAGCCACCGACAGUGGCACCUCCACCCACGAGCCCUCCGCCCAUCACCAUUCCGGAGCCCACAGCACCCCCCAGGCUGCAGCUGGUGGCAGGGCCAGAGGGCCUGAGCUGUGCCGGCAUAGUGGAAUUCUACCAUGGAAGCCUGGGCGGCACCAUCAGUGACGAGGACCAGGACCUGACCCAGGGCCUGGGGGAUCGCAUUUGUGGAGACCUCCAGUGUGGCUCCUUCUUGAAGCGUCUGCCAGAGGCUACAAUGGAGGCACACAGGGAGCACAAUGCCCUGCCAUUGCAAUGGAAGAUCCAGAAUGCCAGCUGUGCCCACCUGGAGCAGUGCUUCCAAAAAAUCCACUCCAGGGAGGUCGGCCCAGCUCUCGGGCUCAUCUGCUCAGGCUUCCAGCCCAAGGUGCAGAGCCGCCUAGUGGGGGGCCGCGACAUAUGUGAAGGCACCGUGGAGGUGCGCCAGGGCGGGCAGUGGGCAGCCCUGUGUGACAGCUUCCCAGACAAGAACCCAGCACGGUGGGAGGAGGUGUGCCAGGAACAGCAAUGUGGCAGCGUCGAUACCUAUCGGGAGUUGGAUGCCGGUGAGAAGGCCUCCCAGGGGCUCAUCUGUCUCCAGGAGAAGCUGUCCCAGUGUCAUGAGCUUCAGGAAAAAAAACCCCGCUGCAAAAGGGUGUUUGUCACAUGCCGGAACCUGCCCCCAGCAGGCCUGGGGGCUGGCACCGUGGCAAGCAUCAUCCUGGCCCUCCUGCUCCUAGCUAUGCUGCUGGUUGUGUGUGGCCCUCCCGCCUACAAGAAGGUGGUGAAGAAAUUCCGCCAGAAGAAGCAGCGCCAGUGGAUCGGCCCAACAGGAAUGAACCAGAACAUGUCUUUCCAUCGCAACCACACGGCCACCAUCCGAUCCCAGGUCGAAAACCCCACAGCCUCGCACGUGGAUAACGAAUACAGUCAGCCCCCCAGGAAUUCCCACAUCUUGGCUUAUCCAGCUCUGGAAGGGGCCCUGCACCGUUCUUCUGCCCAGCCUGAUAACUCCUCUGACAGCGACUAUGACCUACACGGGGCCCAGAGACUGUAAAAGAUCUGGGAGCCGGGAACAAAGCUCAAGAGCCAGACCUGUUAGUCCUGAGAAAACGCUGCAUUCACCACUUGGAAAUGACGUCUGACUCGUACCCCUAACCGGAACAUGCCAGAACAGGAGUGCCUUUCAAACACAACCCACUACCCUACAGUUGCAGGCCAGCUCUUACGUCUCCCUGCAGAACCUGGCUCACUGAAGACCCCACAACAGCUCGGCUGAGCCCCCCAAGUGCAGAAGAUGUGGAAAGGCAGACCCGGAAACAAGAUGCCCUCCCAAGUAGAGACACCCCCAGCCCAUCCCCUGUCUGCUGUGACAGUGAUACCAAGUAGACUCCGACCCCAGUGAGUGAGAAGGAAGCUCACGUCUGGGUGGAGAGGGUGAUUCUCUACUGCAUUUUUAAUUGUUCUUUGUAAAUAAUGCUUUUUCUACUGAGAA
Loxodonta africana (African savanna elephant) is the source of this 1989-nucleotide messenger RNA. It is a transcript of the gene CD5, whose product is annotated as CD5 molecule. The record is from RefSeq and is a predicted model, not a curated record. Gene Ontology annotation, cellular component: plasma membrane. NCBI's taxonomy places the organism in Eukaryota, Metazoa, Chordata, Mammalia, Proboscidea, Elephantidae. Gene Ontology annotation, biological process: T cell costimulation. The transcript has 11 exons. Bases 82 to 1551 code for a protein of 489 amino acids.